AUGCAGAACCGCCGAAUCAUUGCCCUCGCUGUUUUAAACACUGUGCUCAGUAUUUUUGGAAGUGUAAUGAAUUCAUUGGUUGUGUUGGUCAUCUUGACGAACAAGAAUCUUCAAAAAGGAUUGAAUCUUUUGAUUUUGAGCCUUGCCACGGCGGGUCUUCUGACCUGUGCCAUAGCACAACCGAUGUAUGUGCACGCGAUACUCUACUGUACGGACGAAGCUUCGAUGUUUCAGCAAGCGUUAAUUGUGGUUGCAUUAAUAACACUGCACGCUUUAACUUUAAACCUGGUGGCUAUAACAAUUCACAGGUGGAAAGCUCUAUCGCGGCCAUUUACACAUCUCCUUCUUGUUUCAAAGAAACAUGCCUCAAUUGCAAUUGGAGGGGUUUGGAUACUGUCCAUAUUUAUGGGCGUUUUCUUUGCCACCAAACCGGGAAAGCUCGUUGCGGCUUAUGUUCACUUAGCGAUGACCCUCGCUUGGAUCGGAGGGUAUAUCAGGCUUUUCUGUUUGGUUAAAAAGCAGGGGAGCAAAAUCGCCUCAUUAGAGGGUUCACCGACGGCACAAUUCCAAAAAGCAAGCAUAAGAUUCGAAAAUGAAGCGGUGAAAACGUCGGCUAUUCUGGUGGGCUUGUCACUGCUAUGUUUCUUUCCUGACAUAAUAUUCGACUUUAUGGGACACGUUGAUGAAAUCAGAAUGGCAUGGGAGUUUACAGUUUUGUUUCUAAAUUCGUCCUUAAAUCCCUGCCUUUUCAUCUGGCGGAGCCAUCAAUUUAGAGAGGUCCUUGCACAGAACUUUCGACAUGUCUGGCGUGGGAGGAAUUAA
Messenger RNA from Porites evermanni, 822 nucleotides. The record is from the annotation of a GenBank genome assembly. Lineage: Eukaryota; Metazoa; Cnidaria; Anthozoa; Scleractinia; Poritidae.